CUCAUAGAGGAAGAGAAGCUUCAGAGAGGUGGAGGGAGGGGAAGGGCCUCAGAAAUGUCAAACUGCUCCGCUUGUCACAAGAUGGAUUCUUUCUUUUUGAUUCAUCACAUGAGCGGCGUCGACAGUACUUUCUAAUUAGCUGCCCUCUGUGGUGUUUCACAGCUCUCUUAACACGACAAUGGAGUCUAACAUUAUGGAGAUAAUAGAGGAGUUCAUGGAGAGCGCGCUGGCGAAAUGGGUUCAGCUAUUUGAGACGAUGGUGGAGAGGGAGGACGGCAUUCAGCUCUACAGUCAGUACAUGGAAGUAAACUCAAUUUCCCAGAGUGCCCGGGAUCGUUACAUGAGGCUGACCAAUGGGAUUUUCCUCAAUGAGGUCAUGAGGGUCAUAGACUCGAACCCCAAGGUGGAGCGGCUGUACGACAAUGAGAGAGAUGAUCACAUGCUGAGAGUCCAGAACUUUUCAAUUUUAAAUCGACAUCUCAGAGCCUUCUACCAGGAAGACCUGCAGCAGUUGAUACUGAUGCCCCUCCCAAACGUUGCCAUCCUGGGGCAGGACCCCCUAACAGAGGCAGCCGUGGAAGAGCUCAGGCGACUGCUGCUGCUCUUACUAGGAUGUGCAGUGCAGUGUGAGAAGAAGGAGACGUUCAUUCAGCAGAUCCAGUCUCUGGACAUUGAGACCCAGGCAGCCAUAGCCAGCUGUAUUCAGCAGGUGACUCAGGAUCCCCGCAUGGUGCUGCCACUUCGGUGGGAGGAGCUGAUGGAAGUUGAAGGUGCAGACUUAGAGCUGGUGUUCAGCUCCAUGACCAAACAGAUACAAAGCCUGCUGGCACAGAGAGAUACACAGCUGGAGAGGAUGGCAGAGCUUUGUCGGGAGCGGGAGGGCCAGGCUGACUCAACCACGACGCCCCUGGGUGGUCGCAGUGAGGAUCCACCCCAAGGUCUGGCACUCCAGCUGGCAGACAGCAAGGCCAAACUCCGCCGCCUUAAACAACAACUGGAAGAUAAAGGUGAUCAGAUAUUGGAUUACAAACAGGAGAUUCAAACCAUGGAGGAGCAGCUCAAGAAACUUCAGAAAGAGAACCGUAGUCUGCAGGGUGAGGUGAGGGGCAUGCGUGCGCUGCGGGAUGAGCUGGACUGCGCCCGAGAGCGAGCAACACGGGCGGAGCAGCUCCAGACUGAGCUUCAGAGCUGUAAACACAGAUUGCGCAGCCUGGAGCUGACGCGCACUCAACUGAAGGAGCAGCAGCAGCUGUGUGCAGCUCUGCAGGAGACCAAAGCUCUUCUGGAAGAACAGCUGGCAGACGCGCGUGCACGCUGCUCUUCACUAAGGGAGCUCGAGAGGGACAAUCUUCUGCUGCGUCAGAGAAUCAUAGACGUGGAAGCGGAACGGGACACAGAGAGGCAGCGAGUUGAUGAGCUCCUGGAGAUGAACAUGAGCCUUGAGGUUGAACUGAGGCACAGCGACAGUAUUCGUGCUCCGGUUCACCAACGCUUCCUCCAGUCAGAACUGGACUCCGACGAGGAGCUGAGCAAACUGAUUGAUCAGAAGCCGCUGAGCGUUGAAGUCGGUGAGGCUUCGACGCUGAGGCUGCUUGGAGCGGAGCAGGAAAACGCAGAGCUGAAGAGACGACUGGAGGAGCUCCAGGCGCAGCAGGAGGCCGAUUCCCCAGAGGCAAAGGAUGAGUUGGCUUGCCUGCAGAUGGAGCACCAGAACACUCUCAGAGAGUUUCAAAACUUGAAGAAUGAAAAUGCCACUUUGAAGCAGCGCCUGGAACAGCUGGUGACCAAACUGCAACACUUGGAAGACAAGGAGGAAAAGUUGAAGAAGCCAGACACAGAAGAGGAGGAGGAGAAAGUGAAGAGAGGAGUCCAGGGCUGCAAUUCUUACAGGGAAGAAGGGGAAGGACGAGUGAGGCUGAUGGCGGAGAGUGAGAGGAGAUCAGAGAUCAUUGGGACCCACAGGGAAGCAGGAGUUGGGGAAGAGAUUCUCCAAGGGGGGAAACGAGAACCACCCAACGAGGAGGUCGAGUCCAAAAGGAGAGGAGAGGCAGAGGGAGGGCAGAAAGACAGAGAGAAACAGGAGAAAGAAAGAGGAAUAAAACAACAACAUACUGCAGUAACGACAAGCUCGGAGAUCCAAACGCAUCCAAAAAGCGCGGAUGAUCGUACUGUGACCCCAGCUACAGACCAGGCUGAAUAUUCUCUUUCUGCUCCUGAUGUGGAGCUUCUGGCAAAGCAGCUCCAGGAGGCCCAGGAGGAGGCUGACAGACAGGCGACGGUGGCCCAGGACCUGCACUCUAAGCUGGGAGAACAGAGCAAGAAAACCUGGGAGGCUGAACAGAGGCUGGUGGUCUUAGAGGCUGAGCUCCAGCAUCUGAAGAAAGCUGCAGAGAGUCUGGGAGAUGCCCGCAGGCAGAUAGAGGCUCUUCACUCGGGGGCUCUGAUUAUGGAGGAGGAGCUGUGCCGCCUGCGGAGCCAGGCCGAGCUUCACAGGAUGCAGACGACGGUCAUCGCCACCCUGGAGGGAGAGCGGGCUGCACUGGAGAGAGACAGGGACACGCUACGCAGCACCAUGGAUGCCAUGAGAACUGCCCAGCGCAAGGGUGACCAGUUAGAGCUCACCAUUCAGACCCUCAGGACGGAGCUUGAACGCCAAGGUCGGAGUUUGGAGACUUCUCGUCGUCGGGAGGAGGAGCUGGAGGCAGAACUCCGCGAAGCCAGCUUGGAGGUCGACUCUGUGGCCCGGGCGCGAGACCAGGCGCUGCUGGAGGCCUCGAGGCUGGAGCAGGAGAAGGAAGUGUGUCAGUUGGAGUUGGAUGGCCAGCGGAAGGAGGCUAGGCAGAGAGAGAGGGAGGUGGCCAGACUCAGGCAGCAGCUGGAGAGCACGACCCUGGCCCUGGAGCUCAGCAACCAGAGAGCUCGUGCUCUGGAUGCUGAACACAGAAAUGUGUGUCAGCAGCUGUCUCAAUCCAAGGAGCUCUGCACUCAGCUGCAGGACCUGGAGAAAGAACUCAGCAGUCAAUUAACCAGCAUGGAGGAGGGUAAACAGCAGCUGCAGGAGCAGUACGCAGACACUCAGGCCAAGAUUAGCACACUGUCCCAGGACCUAUCCAAUGAGCAGGCACGUUCUCACAAAUUGUCCGCUGAAGUCCAGCGUCUGAGCCAGAAACUGAACAAAGCAGAGGCCGACCUAAAGAUGACAACCGAUUCUCUCAACCAAUCGCAGGAGAGAAUAGAGUCACUGUCCCAGUGCCUUAAGAAAAGUGAAUCUCUCCUCCAGCUGGAAAAGAGAAGAGGAAGUGCAGAGGUGGACUCUAUGUCUAAUUCAAAUUCAGACUCCUCAAACAAAACACUCGUUUGUCAGACACACACCCAGGAGACAUCACAUCUGGCUCAAUCUCCCGAUGCUGUCAAAGGUCGUGACCUUUCUGUGACCCAUGAUUAUAACACAGGAGAGACGGAGAGGCAGCUGAGUGAGAAGCUGAUAGAGCUGGAAAAAGAGAAAGCGAUGGCGGUUGCAGCACGGGAAGCUUUGCUGUUGAGGCUGUCCCAGUCACAGGAGGCGUGUGAGCACCUAAAGGAGCAGCUGGAGUCUCUGCGUCGGCACUCCCUCAGCCUGCAGGAGUCCUGCACCAGCCUACAGACGCUCAACACCCAGCUGCAGGUGGAGCAAGCAUCUCUGAGCUCCCAGCAUGGAGCAGUGCUGGCACGCUGCAGUGAGAGCGAGGCCCGGUGUGCAGCACUGGAGGCCGAGUCCAAGGUGUGGGCACGGGAGCGGGAGGAGUCAGUGGCCAGGAUGGAGGCUCUGAGGCGGGAUCACGAGCGGAUGACAGCUCUGCAGCAGCGGCAGGAGGUGGAGCUCGAGGAGCUGCUGGACAAACACUCUCAGCUGAGGAGCAACAACCGCGGCCUGGAGGCCCAGCACAGGGAGCUGGAGGGCAGGUACAAAGAGCUCCUGGACAGUAAAGCCCAGCUGGAGGAGAGAGAGCGGGAAAUGAAGAUGGAGAAAGAGGAGAUGGAGGCAGAGGCUCAGAGGAGAGUGGAGAGAAAGCGAGAGCUGGAGAGGCUGAAAGAAGACAAUGAGAGGCUGCAGGCCCAGCAGAAGGAGUGGUUGGCGUUGCAGGCGGAGCUGCUGGCUCAGGGCUCGGUGCUGAGGGGAGAACUGAGCGCCUCCCAACUGGAACGGACGCGACUGGAGGGGGAACUCAGCACUCUGAGGGAAACCAACCAGAGCCUGGAUCUCAGCAACGCCCGCCUCACCAGCCAGUACCAGCUGUUGACUCAGCUGAAGGGGAACAUGGAGGAGGAGAACCGACAGUUAGUGGAGCAGAACCAGAGUCUGCUGAAGGAAAACCACACCUUGCUAGAGCAGAGCCUGGAGCACCGUGACCAGCACUACUCACAGCAGAGGGAGUACCAGGAGAAGCUGAGCGAGCUCCGUCGGGAAAAGCAGAAGUUGGUGGAGAAGAUCAUGGAUCAGUAUAGAGUCCUCGAGCCCAGCAUGCAACCUCCAGCCAGCAAGGCCAAGAAGUCUAACUGGAUUGCAGACAGGAUGAAGAAGCUAAUCAAACCCCGGUCGGGAGGAAGAGAGGGACGAGCCCUCUUCAUCGCUGCGGGCAGCGUGGAAAACCUGGCCGACAGCACUGAAUUUACAUCAGAUACACACACACCUCAAACUGACCCCCGCAGUGCUCCAGUCUCCCCCUCUCCCUUGAGAAAGGCAGAGCCGGACAUCUCGGUUCCUGGGACUCCAGCCAUGCGCUCUGGCUCUGGGGGCCGUCGUAAGCUGGGAUCCCGUCAUGGCUGGGGCCUUGGGCUGGCCAGAGGGGGCUCGGGGGUCUCCCAAUCAUUCAGUCCAGGUGAUCACAAAACGCAGCCCCGCCUGCGGUUGCGCUCCAGCCAAAACGCCUCCACUGUCCUCUGGGAGGGUGAGAGAGGCGAAGCAAGCGCACCCAAGGAAGCAGACACACCACUGACCAGUCAGGAGAGUGUUGAGGAAGAGGAAGGCAGAGACAAUCACCACUCCAGUGAAGACACAGCAACUGCCUGAGAGACAACCAAAGACAACUCUCAGUUAUGUGCUCCUGGCAAUCCGUUUCGAUGCUUUUAUGUCUAACUAUUUUGUAUAUGAACUCCUUCCAGUAUUUUGAAUACACAAAUGAAUAAUUUCUUCUGUCAAUAAUUUCCAGUGGUGCUUAUUUGUAAAAGGAAUGAACUGUCAAUCUAAUGUGGAGAACCCAAAACUGACCAAACGUCAGUUAGACAGUCAAAAGUUAUACAACACCACAAAUCUACUGAUGAAUUAUAUUAAACUAUUUGUCUUUUGUAAACUCA
Molecule: messenger RNA, 5334 nt
Organism: Scatophagus argus
Lineage: Eukaryota; Metazoa; Chordata; Actinopteri; Scatophagidae
Gene: ccdc88b
Product: coiled-coil domain containing 88B
Exons: 28
Coding region: 179-5050 (1623 amino acids)
Biological process (GO): cytoplasmic microtubule organization; cytoskeleton-dependent intracellular transport
Cellular component (GO): cytoplasm; centrosome
Molecular function (GO): dynein light intermediate chain binding; microtubule binding
Source: RefSeq, a predicted model, not a curated record